UGCGAGGGAAACAUGGAUCCUCUUGGUGCAUGCAGGUCCGACACAACAAAGGUCACCAACAAGAAAGAAAGGAAGAAAGAAAGAAAGGAAGAAAGACUCCUAGCUCUUUUCCUCAUGAUGUUGCUGGGAGGCCAUCUGGACUUCAUCAAAGACUGCAAAUGAAGAGCCGGAGGCAGACGAGGCUGAAGAAAGGACCAUGAGGUGGUGAGAACAAGAGGCAGGACAAAAGAAGUCAUCACCCGGAAGUGGACUAUACGUCGUUACCACCAUGUUCUCACCUCUCGUCCUUCUCUUGAUCCUCCCCCUGUCCACGACCACCACCACCUCCUCGUCUUCCCCUCCUCCUCUCCUGUCGUUUUCUCCACCAGAAGGGGGUCUCACGCAUUUGGUGGUCAAUAACAAAUCCGGCGAGGUCUACCUGGGCGCCGUCAACUGGAUCUAUAAACUGUCCGGCAACCUGACCAAACUCCGAAGCCACGUGACCGGCCCUGUGACCGACAACCCUCGCUGCUACCCCCCGCCCGGCGUCCAGUCGUGUCCCUACGAGCUGGUGCAGACCCCCAAUACCAACAAACUGCUGCUGCUCGAUGACGCCCACAACCGCUUGAUCGCGUGCGGGAGUACCUCCCAGGGAAUUUGCCAGUUCCUUCGACUGGACGAUCUGUUCAAGCUGGGCGAGCCCCAUCACCGCAAGGAGCACUACCUAUCCAGCGUUGCCGAGGCCAGCACCAUGUCCGGGGUGGUCAUCUCUCCAGACGUCUUCGGCGCAGGCGGGAAACUCUUUGUCGGCACGCCCAUCGACGGGAAGUCGGAGUACUUUCCGACUCUGUCCAGCCGCAAGUUGAUGUCCAACGAGGAGAACGCGGACAUGUUCAGCUUCGUCUACCAGGACGAGUUCGUCUCCUCGCAGCUGAAGAUCCCGUCAGACACCCUCUCCAAGUUCCCGGCGUUUGACAUCUACUACAUCUACGGCUUCAGCAGUGAGCAGUUUGUCUACUACCUCACGUUGCAGCUGGACACCCAGCUCACUUCCCCCGACGCGGGCAGCGAGCAGUUCUUCACCUCAAAGAUCGUGCGGCUCUGCGUGGACGACCCCAAGUUCUACUCCUACAUCGAGUUCCCCAUCGGCUGCACCAAAGACGGAGUGGAGUAUCGCUUGAUCCAGGAUGCUUACUUGGCCCGACCGGGCUCCCGCUUGGCUCAGUCGCUUGGUAUUUCGCAGCGCGAUGAGGUUCUCUUCGCCGUGUUCGCCCAAGGCCAGAAGAACAGAGCCAAGCCACCCAAGGAGACGGCUUUGUGUCUGUUCACAAUGAAGCAGAUCAAGGAGAAGAUUAAAGAAAGGAUUCAGUCGUGCUACAGCGGAGUCGGGAUACUCUCCUUACCCUGGCUGCUCAACAAGGAACUGUCCUGCAUCAACUCGCCGUUGCGGAUUGACGAUAAUUUCUGCGGCCACGACUUCAACCAGCCUCUGGGGGGCACCACCACCAUCGAGGGCGUCCCGCUGUACGUGGACAAGGAGGACGGCAUGACCUCCGUGGCGGCCUACGACUACCGGGGACACACGGUGGCGUUCAUGGGCACUCGCGGCGGACGUAUGAAAAAGGUUCUGGUCACCUCCAGCAGCCAGCCUGCUCUGCUCUAUGAAAAUGUCCUGGUGAGCGACGGCAGCCCCGUCCUGAAAGACCUGCUCUUCAGCCCCGACCACCAGCACCUGUACACCCUCAGCGAUAAACAGGUCACACGGGUGCCGGUGGAGAGCUGCGAGCAGUACGCUUCCUGCGAGGCGUGCCUGGGGUCCGGGGACCCUCACUGUGGCUGGUGUGUGCUGCACAACAUAUGUUCUAGAAAGGACCACUGCGAGCGCGCCGAGGAGCCUCAGCGUUUCACCACCAGAGUGGAUCAGUGCGUCCGACUCUCCGUCCAACCCGACACCGUCUCGGUCACCAUGUCCGAAGUGCAGCUGGUGCUUCAGACCCAGAACGUGCCCAGUCUGUCGGCGGGAGUCAACUGUUCAUUCGGGGGCUACGUGGAAACCGAAGGACGCAUCUACGGCGGUCGGAUCUUCUGCUUGUCGCCCUCUGCUAAAGAAGUGGCGCCAAUCACGCACAACCAAGGCGACCAGCGUGUGAUUAAACUCCAUCUGAGGUCCAAGGAGACGGCCAAGACGUUUGCCAGCGUGGAUUUCAUCUUCUACAACUGCAGCGUGCACAGAUCGUGUCUGUCUUGCGUGGACGGCAAGUUCCCGUGUCACUGGUGCAAAUAUCGCCACAUGUGCACGCAGGACGCCAGCGACUGCUCCUUUCAGGAGGGACGCGUCAACACCUCACAGGAGUGUCCUCAAAUCCUGCCCUCCACUCAGAUCUAUAUCCCCGCCGGAGUUAUGAGGCCAAUCACGCUGCUGGCUCAGAACCUGCCUCAGCCGCAAUCCGGACAGAGGAACUACGAGUGCAUGUUUCACAUCCAAGGCAACACGCUCAGCGUCCCGGCCCUGAGGUUCAACAGCAGCAGCAUCCAGUGCCAGAAGAUCAUAUACGACUACGAGGGCGGCGACAUCAGCGACCUGCCAGUCGAUCUGUCCGUGGUGUGGAAUGGACACUUUGUCAUCGACAAUCCCUUCGACAUUCAAGCCCACUUGUACAAGUGCCGGGCACUGCGGGAUAGCUGCGGCAUGUGUCUGAAGGCCGACCCCAGGUUCGAGUGCGGCUGGUGCGUCCAGGACAGGAAGUGCUCCCUCAGACAGGAGUGUGCCGUCGGAGGAAAUUCUCACCCGAUGCUGCAGUUCAGCGACGUGGGCGGCUGGAUGCACGCUGCAUCUGGGAACAGCCGAUGCUCCCACCCCAAAAUCACCAAGUUGUUUCCAGACACCGGACCUCGCCAAGGAGGCACCAGGAUGACCAUCGUCGGAGAGAACCUGGGUCUGCACUUCAGGGACAUCCAGUCGGGUGUCAGGCUAGGCAAGGUGCCCUGCGUCCCCAUCGAGGAGGAGUACCUGAGUGCUGAGAGGAUAGUGUGUCAGCUGAAUGACGCCACAGGAUACAGGGUCCAAGAGGCUCAGGUGGAGGUGUGUGUGAGGGACUGCGUCAACGACUACAGAGCUCUGUCCCCCAGGCCCUUCACGUUUGUGACGCCGUUCUUCACUCGUAUCCAGCCUUCUCAGGGACCUAUUUCGGGGGGCACCCGCGUGACGAUCGAGGGGAGCUACCUCAACGCGGGCAGCUCCGUUUCCGUCAGCAUUGGGCCGCAACCCUGCCUCUUCAAAAAGAGGAACGCCCAUGAGAUUGUGUGCGUAACGCCAGCUGGCCUGGCACCAGGAAGCGCGCCCGUCCUGGUGGACAUAGACCACGCUGAGCUCAGAAACCCGGAGGUCAAGUUUAACUACACCGAGGACCCCACUGUGCUCAAGAUUGAACCCGACUGGAGCAUCGCCAGUGGUGGAACUCUGCUUACAGUGAGCGGAACCAACCUGGCAACCAUCAGAGAGCCAAAGAUCAGAGCCAAAUAUGGGCAGGCUGAGUCUUUUCAUAACUGCACAGUAUACAACAACUCAGUGAUGGUCUGCCUAGCUCCGUCCGUGGCCGAGUCCCAGCUGGGCUUUUCCGAAACCGGCACGGGUCCGGAUGAGAUCGGGUUUUACAUGGACAAUGUGAACGCUUUGGUCGUGGUCAACGAGACUUUCAGCUACUACCCCGACCCCGUGUUCGAACCGCUCAGCUCCAACGGGAUCCUGGAGCUCAAACCAACAUCUCCACUCAUACUCAAGGGUCGUAACCUGAUCCCGGCAGCCCCGGGUAACAGUCGCCUGAACUACACGGUGCUAAUUGGGGAGACACCCUGCAUCCUCACCCUGUCUGAGAGCCAGCUACUCUGUGAGUGGCCCAACCUCACAGGACAACAUAAAGUCACGAUCCGAGCCGGCGGGUUUGAGUACUCCCCCGGUACUCUCCACAUUUACUCGGAUAGCCUGCUGACUCUGCCUGCCAUCAUCGGGAUCGGAGGGGGCGGCGGGAUGCUCCUGUUGGUCAUCAUCGCCGUGCUGAUAGCUUAUAAGAGGAAAUCCAGAGAUGCGGAUCGCACCCUGAAGCGUCUUCAGCUACAGAUGGACAACCUGGAGUCCAGAGUGGCCCUGGAAUGUAAAGAAGCCUUUGCUGAACUCCAGACAGACAUCCACGAGCUCACCCAAGAACUGGACGGAGCCGGAAUUCCCUUCCUGGACUAUCGGACGUACGCGAUGAGGGUCCUAUUCCCGGGCAUUGAGGACCACCCUGUGCUCAAGGAGAUGGAGGUACGGGUGCAGGCAAAUGUGGAAAAAGCUCUGACGCUGUUUGGCCAGUUGCUGACAAAGAAGCACUUCCUGUUGACUUUCAUACGAACGCUGGAGGCGCAGAGGUCGUUUUCCAUGCGGGACCGAGGCAACGUGGCGUCUCUGAUCAUGACCGCCCUGCAGGGGGAGAUGGAGUACGCCACAGGAGUCCUGAAACAACUUCUGUCUGACCUGAUCGAAAGGAACUUGGAGAGUAAAAAUCAUCCCAAACUGCUUCUCAGGAGAACGGAGUCGGUUGCUGAGAAAAUGCUGACCAACUGGUUCACGUUCCUCUUGUAUAAGUUCCUCAAGGAGUGUGCCGGCGAGCCUCUUUUCAUGCUCCACUGUGCCAUCAAGCAGCAGAUGGAGAAAGGACCGAUAGACGCCAUCACCGGAGAGGCUCGCUAUUCUCUGAGCGAGGACAAGCUCAUCAGGCAGCAGAUUGACUACAAAACGCUGACGUUGCACUGUGUGAACCCCGAGAACGAGAACACCGCGGAGGUGACCGUGAAGUGUCUAAACUGUGACACCGUCACUCAGGUCAAGGAGAAACUCCUGGAUGCGGUCUACAAGGGCAGCCCCUACUCACUCAGGCCCAAAGCUUCUGACAUGGACUUGGAAUGGCGUCAAGGCAGAAUGGCUCGAAUUAUUCUGCAGGACGAAGACGUCACGACAAAGAUCGACAACGACUGGAAGAGACUCAACACACUGGCUCACUAUCAGGUUACAGAUGGCUCAGUGAUCGCUCUGGUGCCAAAGCAGAACUCUGCCUAUAACAUCUCCAAUUCAUCCACCUUCACCAAGAGCCUCAGUAGAUACGAGAGCAUGCUGAGAACAGCCAGCAGUCCCGACAGCCUUCGAUCGCGCACACCCAUGAUCACCCCUGACCUGGAGAGUGGGACUAAGUUGUGGCAUCUGGUGAAGAACCACGACCACUCGGACCAGCGGGAGGGCGAUCGGGGCAGCAAGAUGGUGUCUGAGAUCUACCUGACCAGACUCCUGGCUACAAAAGGCACACUGCAGAAGUUUGUGGACGACCUCUUUGAGACCAUCUUCAGCACGGCCCACAGAGGCAGCGCUCUGCCGCUGGCCAUCAAGUACAUGUUUGACUUCCUGGACGAGCAGGGCGACAAACACUCCAUCACAGACCACGACGUACGGCACACCUGGAAGAGCAACUGCCUCCCACUGAGGUUCUGGGUGAACGUGAUCAAGAACCCGCAGUUUGUCUUCGACAUCCAAAAGAACAGCAUCACGGACGCGUGCCUGUCCGUGAUCGCCCAGACCUUCAUGGACUCGUGCUCCACGUCUGAACACAAACUGGGGAAGGACUCACCGUCCAACAAACUCCUCUACGCUAAAGACAUCCCCAACUACAAGAACUGGGUGGAAAGGUACUACUCUGAUAUCUCGCGUAUGCCUGCCAUCAGCGACCAGGACAUGAGUGCCUACCUGGCGGAGCAGUCCCGCCUGCACCUCAGCCAGUUCAACAGCAUGUCUGCACUGCACGAGAUCUACUCCUACAUCAUCAAAUACAAAGACGAGAUCCUGUCGGCGUUGCAGAAAGACGAGCAAUCGCGGCGACAGAGGCUACGUGGCAAGCUGGAGCAGGUCAUCGACACCAUGGCGCUGACCAGCUGAGGGUUAAAGCGGUGGAAUGCUGGCCAACAACGCCUUCCUUCCCAGACGGUCAUCAACCGGACGAACAACAAAAAGUCAAUUUAGUCCGUUCAACGAAGAGACGGCAGAGGUGCGAUUGAAUGGCCGAAGUCCGCUUUUUUAUUUCAAACUGAGCUGCAAACCAAGCCCGGAUUGAACCAAAUUGAGCGAACGCGCAGUAGUCCGUGUUGACUCCAGUCCAGCAGAGGGCAGUGGUUUUUUUUCGGCUACAACCAGGACCUAAACCAGGGUGGAAGGAACCAGGAUACUUGAUCCCGUUUGGGGAUAUCCCUUUCCUGUUGCCAUUAUCAGGGUGGACACACGGAGGAGGAAGAACUGAUGACAAACUCCCAACCAUUUGGAACUUCCUGCUUACGGUUGAUUUGCCAUUUCCUUCCUUCCCCACCAUACUGCCUCCUCUCCUUAGCGCUGUGCCGCUCAUGUUACUGCUGAAUUUGCACAACAAAAGCUAAAUCAAAAGAGAGCAAAGGAUAUAUGAACACAUUUAUAAAUAUAUAAAUACGAGCCUCUGUUUGCGUUGAAAGAGAUGUUCUUUUUCUUUUAAUGUAUAAAAACGAUAGGUUUGACAGGAUUUGAUAUUUCCACGUAGAAAAUGUGAAAACUUCAAAAGAAAAGAAAAAAAGCAACACCAGCUAAAGUUGCGUGCCAUGUUUUACUUUGAAUGUUGUUUAGUGCAAAGAGACUUUUUCUUUUACUUCGAUGAAAUGUGUUAUAAAAAUGUUGUCAUGCUUAUUAGUGAGACUUUAAGGGGGGAGAAAAUAUGUGAAUGGGAAAACUGGACUCCAAAUUGCAGAAGGGUUCUAUGUUUAAUGCAGUACGCCGUGCUAGUCAACCCACAGUGAUGUUCUUCGACAGAAUCCACCCAUGGAUCCAUUUGAUUCACCAGCCCCUUUUACACAGAGAAGCUCAUCAGGUCUGCACUUUCACACACAAGACGAAUACAUUUCAUGGACACCACUUCAUGGACCCCAGUUCAUGGACCCCAGUUCAUGGACACCAGUUCAUGGACACCGGUUCAUGGAUACCACUUCAUGGAUGAAUACAUUUCAUGGACACCACUUCAUGGACCCCAGUUCAUGGACCCCAGUUCAUGGACACCAGUUCAUGGACCCCAGUUCAUGGAUACCACUUCAUUGAUGAAUACAUUUCAGGGACACCAGUUCAUGGACCCCAGUUCAUGGACCCCAGUUCAUGGACACCAGUUCAUGGACACCGGUUCAUGGACACCAGUUCAUGGACCCCAGUUCAUGGAUACCACUUCAUUGAUGAAUACAUUUCAUGGACACCAGUUCAUGGACCCCAGUUCAUGGAUACCACUUCAUUGAUGAAUACAUUUCAUGGACACCAGUUCAUGGACCCCAGUUCAUGGACCCCAGUUCAUGGACACCAGUUCAUGGACACCGGUUCAUGGAUACCACUUCAUGAAUGAAUACAUUUCAUGGACACCAGUUCAUGGACCCCAGUUCAUGGACCCCAGUUCAUGGACACCAGUUCAUGGACACCGGUUCAUGGAUACCACUUCAUGAAUGAAUACAUUUCAUGGACACCAGUUCAUGGACCCCAGUUUAUGGACCCCAGUUCAUGGACACCAGUUCAUGGACACCGGUUCAUGGAUACCACUUCAUGAAUGAAUACAUUUCAUGGACACCAGUUCAUGGACCCCAGUUCCUGGACCCCAGUUCAUGGACACCAGUUCAUGGACACCGGUUCAUGGACACCGGUUCAUGGAUGAAUACAUUUCAUGGACCCCAGUUCAUGGACCCCAGUUCAUGGACCCCAGUUCAUGGACACCAGUUCAUGGACACCACUUCAUGGACAACAACCCACGAUUGCUAGACUGUCUGAAUUAACGCAUACAAUUAAACACCGAAAAUUUUUAUAAACGCUAAUUAAUCAUGCAAAUUAGUCGGAGGAUUAAUCGCAGACGUUACAUGAAAAGUCACACACACUCUAGGUGUGGUGAAAUUUGUCCUCUGCAUUUGACCCAUCCCCUUGUUCACUGCCUGGGAGGUGAGGGGAGCCGUGAGCAGCAGCGGUGGCCGCGCCCGGAGUCAUUUUUUGGUGAUUUAACCCCCAAUUCCAAUCCUUGAUUUUGAGUGCCAAGCAGGGAGGUAACGGGUCCCAUUUUUAUAGUCUUUGGUAUAACUCGGCCGGGGUUUGAACUCACGACCUACCCAUCUCAGGGCGGACACUCUCACCACUAGGCCACUGAGUAGAUGACAAGUGUGCUCGCUAGCAAAUUUAACUUCAAAAUAAAACUGUUACAGUUUUAAGGCGCAUUCAAGUAUAAUAUGUUUGUAGAUUAUGACAACAAAAUCGCAUUUGUGUCACUUUGAUUAAUCAUGAAUUGAAUUGUAAUUAUUCAGAUGUGAAAUUAAUGGUUUGACAGCACUGCUUUCAACACAACAGGACCCCACUGUCACUAUUGACAUAGAAUAAGUUACUACCUCAUAAGUCGGAACACUUUGUGUCUACAUUCCGUAUCCGCGCCGUUUGUACAGAACAGCAACCCGGCUAAAAAAUAAAACACGGCUGUGUAAAAGGGGCUACUGACUCAGUCUAUAUCAGGGGUCACCAACGCAGUGCCCGCAGGCACCAGGUCGCCCGUAAGGACCAGAUGAGUAGCCCGCUGGCCUGUUCUAAAAAUAGCUCAAAUAGCAGCACUUACCAGUGAGCUGCCUCUAUUUUUAAAAUUGUAUUUAUUUACUAGCAAGCUGGUCUCGCUUUGCUCGACAUUUUUAAUUCUAAGAGAGACAAAACUCAAAUAGAAUUUGAAAAUCCAAGAAAAUAUUUUAAAGACUUGGUCUUCGCUUGUUUAAAUAAAUGCAUACAUUUUUUUACUUUGCUUUUUAUAACUUUCAGAAAGACAAUUUUAGAGAAAAAAUACAACCUUAAAAAUGAUUUUAGGAUUUUUAAACACAUAUACCUUUUUACCUUUUAAAUUCCUUCCUCUUCUUUCCUUACAAUUUAAAUC
Entelurus aequoreus (snake pipefish) is the source of this 8954-nucleotide messenger RNA. Its product is annotated as plexin-A1-like. The record is from RefSeq and is a predicted model, not a curated record. Bases 269 to 5941 code for a protein of 1890 amino acids. Gene Ontology annotation, biological process: regulation of cell migration; regulation of cell shape; positive regulation of axonogenesis. Gene Ontology annotation, molecular function: protein binding; semaphorin receptor activity. Gene Ontology annotation, cellular component: semaphorin receptor complex. Lineage: Eukaryota; Metazoa; Chordata; Actinopteri; Syngnathiformes; Syngnathidae. The transcript has 33 exons.